Messenger RNA from Cynara cardunculus var. scolymus (artichoke), 1122 nucleotides. RefSeq lists its product as uncharacterized. The transcript has a single exon. NCBI's taxonomy places the organism in Eukaryota, Viridiplantae, Streptophyta, Magnoliopsida, Asterales, Asteraceae. The record is from RefSeq and is a predicted model, not a curated record. Bases 1 to 1122 code for a protein of 373 amino acids.
AUGCGGGAAUACUAUUGUUGCAAGUUCCAGAUUCGUUCAAACGAUAAUGUGAUUCUAUUGGGGGGAAGAUUACUACAAAAAUUUGUGGUAGAUACCUACAUCAAGAUCGAGACUUCACGUUUGCGUUUCUAUGAACUUAACCAAACCAAGAUAAAAGCGGAUUUAUAUCAAGGCAUUGUGGAUUGCGUUAAUGUCGGUGAAGUUCAACCAAGUAGAGUUGGACAACGAGUUGUGUUUCCUGAAAGUUUUAUACGAGGCCCAUGUGACAUGCGGCAACGAUUUUUGGAUGUUAUGGCUUUAGUUCAAGAUGACGGAAAACCCGAUAUAUUCCUUACAAUGACGUGUAAUCCAAAAUGGCCAGAAAUCCUUAAAGAUUUAUUGCCCGGUCAUAUUGCACAAGAUCGACCGGACCUUGUUACAAGAAUUUUUCGUGCCAAAUUAGAGGAUCUCAAGGACCAACUCUUCCACAAGAAGAUCCUCGGCUUUGUCAGGGCAUAUGUUUAUGUCAUCGAGUUUCAGAAGCGUGGAUUUUCACAUGCGCAUUUCCUCACGAUAAUGAGACUUGAUGACAAAAUGACUAAUCCAGAUCAUUACGACAAGAUUGUAUGUGCUGAAAUUCCUGACCCAGCAAAGUAUCCUGAAAUGCACCAGUUGGUUGUCCAACACAUGAUGCAUGGUCCUUGCGGUCAUUUACGACCGUCCAGUCCUUGCAUGCAAUGUGAGUCGAAAAUCAGUCGUUUUAGAUAUCCUAGACAAUUCAACGAUAAAACAUCACAGGCUGAGAACUCAUAUCCGUUAUACCGGAGGAGAAAUAUUGGAAGAGAUGUGAAUGUACGAGGCAAUACACUGGAUAAUAGAUGGAUUGUCCCGUACAACCCAAAAUUGUUAAUGAUGUUCAACUGUCAUAUUAAUGUUGAGGCUUGCUCGAGUAUAACAUCUGUGAAAUAUCUCUUUAAAUAUAUUUACAAGGGUCAUGAUAAACAAAUUAUGCAUAUAGAUCCAAACAAAGGACAAAGUAUUAUUAAUGAGAUUAAAAGGUUUCAAGAUGCGUGUUAUGUAUCCCGCCGAAGGCAAUGUGGCGGAUUUUUAGCUUUGCGCUUUCUCAAAUUCAACCUUAUGUGA